Ophidiomyces ophidiicola is the source of this 1554-nucleotide messenger RNA. RefSeq lists its product as uncharacterized. Gene Ontology annotation, biological process: peroxisome inheritance. Bases 1 to 1554 code for a protein of 517 amino acids. The transcript has a single exon. The record is from RefSeq and is a predicted model, not a curated record. Lineage: Eukaryota; Fungi; Ascomycota; Eurotiomycetes; Onygenales; Onygenaceae. Gene Ontology annotation, cellular component: extrinsic component of intraperoxisomal membrane.
AUGACGGCGCCGAUACAGCCUAUUAAGCGAUCGUUUACCGUUCCCUCGAAGCCUCGUAGAGUGCGCCAUUCCCUAGGCUCUUACGACCGUCCGAGCAUUUCCAUCCCUUCCGAUGAUAUUAUUUUCUAUCAUCCAUCUGCAACCAUUGUCAAGUUCGAGCUGCCACGGUCGUCCAGUUCGAGCCCUAUUCUUCCCGAUUUGGAUUACCCAGUCGAUGCGAUUGAAACAUUGCCAUGGAGGACAAGGUCAGAGGUCAUUGCUGCAAUCGGUGCUCUAAGGAUAGAAAACGUUGCCGGCUCUGCUGCGUUUCUUAAAUCGGGGAACGUUGUAUAUGCUUUGUUGAAGAAUUGCCAGUGCUGGUGCGUUGAUGCGAAGGCGACCUUCGUUUUACGAUUGAGGAAACUCACAUACUACCGUAUCGAAUUCCCACACGAGACGGAGGAAGAUCUUCUGAGGAUAGAAGAAUGGAAGCAGAUUCUAUCGAACAUAAUCCGGUACGAAGUCACUCCUUGUCCAUUCAAAAGAGGAUUCUCCGUGGAGCUUCCUGAAGAAGCCAGAACUCCGAAGAAGAAACGGGCCUGGAGGCCAAAAACAAUAUUAGGCAUUCCAAACAUUCCUCAAAAUUUUGAGGGGAGCAUUUCGUCUGAGGAUCGCGAGUCAAGCGAGUCGGGGAGUAUCGCCGAUGACUUCGACAGUCGAAGUAUCCGGUGUGGCAGUGUCCCUCCACCUACAAAUCGACGCUUUUCUCAUUCAUCCGCAUUUUCAAUGCCCAGAAGAACUAGCUUCCGUGUUGUUUCGGAGCCGGCACCAAACUUUGAAACUCUUCUUGCGAAAUUCGAAUCUGAGUCUGAAAAAGAUAGGUCCACUCUAGUUGAGAGUGCAAGUGUCGCAUCAAGUGCUUCGUCGUUCUACUCUGCCGUAGACCCGCCACCCUCAUUUCGCUCAUACUCACCCUCCCCCUUAAAUCGGUUACCAAUGAGCCAUACCCGAGAAACUUCGGUUGCAACAAUCAUUCCUGUGCCUGCAGAUGAUUCAUCGCUAGACCAUUACUCCGCAACGAAUGACGACCAGGCUCCGUCCUCUCCUGCAUCAAUACCGGUUGACUCUGACUGUUCACAUUCCAACAUACAACCUGUGUUAGAGGUUUCUAUAGAGAGCCAAAACACAACCAUUCGUCAGCGCAUUCGCGCCCGACAACGUUCCUUAUCCCCUUUACCACCAUCCUCAACACUAUUCACACCUGCCCCCAAAUCCCCUAUUAAUAAUCUAUUCGAUACCAUAUUUGAAAAGACCUAUACAUUUGUCCUUGGACCUCCUAUACACCUUUUGGUCAUGUUCCUUCGACUCGCUGCUGAAGUUUCCUCGGGUGAUAAUCCUCGUCACCCAGCUGGAACUGAGGUUGGGAGAUCAUCGGCUGAAAGUCACAUGCUUGAUGAGACCGAAGAUAUUUGGAGCGAGGAUGAUUUUGGUAACCCCUUAUCCUCGAUUGGCUCUGCUAGACAGAUGAGAGGAGAAAGCCCAGCAGGUUCGGACCUCUCUAGCGAAGUUGAUUAA